This is a messenger RNA of Pieris rapae (cabbage white), 1641 nucleotides long. RefSeq names its product serine protease grass-like. The record is from RefSeq and is a predicted model, not a curated record. The coding region runs from base 59 to 1630 and encodes 523 amino acids. Gene Ontology annotation, biological process: proteolysis. Gene Ontology annotation, molecular function: serine-type endopeptidase activity. NCBI's taxonomy places the organism in Eukaryota, Metazoa, Arthropoda, Insecta, Lepidoptera, Pieridae. The transcript has 11 exons.
UUAACUUGAACAUAUUUCAGUCAGUAUAGAGUUUGAAUUCAAACAGCGCUAUCAAGCCAUGAGGUACAUACUGUUCUUAUGCCUCUUUCCCCUGAUUUACUGCAAUUCAAUAGACGAUUUGACAGAUCAAUGGAUAAAUGAUUUUAUGAAUAGCCAGCAAACACAUAAAAAUAAGCAGAGCGGACCUGAUUUGACACCAAGUAGGAAACUUGAUUUGACACCUAAGCGGGAAUCGAACCCGUCACCUGCACAAAAACCACCCAACCCACAACCGAGUGAGAAAGUGAGCAGGUCUUGUGUGACUAAUAACAAUGUCAAUGGAGAAUGUGUGGAGUAUUUUCUAUGUGAAGACUACAGCACCAUUAUUGACGACGAAGCGGACGUUCUUACUCCGAAAGACGGCAGCAAAACCUGCAGUCACCAUUUAGAAGUUUGCUGUGAACUCGACGAUAUAAAUUACAGUGACGAGAACACAGACUCUGUAGGGCUUUCUAACGAAAAUUCUUUCGAUAGUGCUCCUGCCAUCCCAAACCCAACUACUCCCAACAAACAAACUCCUCUAAACCACCCAGUUACCCAACGUCCCUUCACAAUACCGAAGAAUCCUUUAGCUAAGCCUACCUUAUCCAGUACUGAUGCGAAUGACAGUAAAAAAGAACUAAGUCGCGAGACUUCGUUUUUCACAAGUAACGUUUUUGAUGACAUACAGAUUAGGCUCAAUAACAUACUCAGCAACGCGAGGCGGUACUACAAUCUGGUAUCUCUCUACGUUAACCACAGAUCUCAAUGUGGCUGGAGUAAUAUACAAAUGAGCCAAGACAAACAGGACAAUUUUCGACCUACCAACAAUACUAGUGCAUCUUAUGGCGAAUAUCCUUUUGUGGUCGCUGUCAUGUUGAGAAGCGAUAGUGACGUUUGGUCGUCAAAAUACUACGUCGGUGGCGGGGCAUUAAUACACUACAGAGUCGUUUUAACAACUGCUCAUGGUAUUGAAAAGCUACAAGCCAAUCAGUUGAAGUGCCGUGCUGGCGAAUAUGACGUGCAAACAGUGAAAGAGCAAUAUCUCCACCAAGAGAGGAAUGUCAAUAAAGUUGUUAUACACGAAGACUAUUAUAGAACUUCGCUAUACAAUGACGUUGCUCUAUUGUUUUUGGAGACGGAGUUCACAGCAGCUGCAAAUAUCGGUGUAGCCUGCCUAGCAUCCGUCUUUCCCCCAGUAGAAGAUUGCUACUCUAUGGGCUGGGGCAGAGAUGUGCCAAUCGAUAGACGGGGGAAUUUCGUUGCGAUCCUUAAAAAGGUCCCACUACCUCUUGUAAGCGCGAAAGAUUGUGAAUAUUUGCUUCAGACGAAUUCUCGUCUUGGUCCAUAUUUUGAACUCCACAAUUCGCUGACAUGCGCCGGCGGUGAAAGUAUGGUUGACACCUGCACAGGCGACGGUGGCUCCCCACUUGUUUGUGCUGUUGAAACGAGUGGUAUUGAAAAACGAUAUGUGGUGGUGGGUCUGGGGGCCUACGGGCUCGGGUGUGGCAAGAUAGGUGUACCUGGAGUCUACGUGAACAUCCCACACUUGUACAACUGGGUGACAAACCAGCUCGACUGGGAACAUGUUGACAAGAAAUUUGUUUUAUAAAAAUAAAUUAG